This is a messenger RNA of Dicrocoelium dendriticum, 1312 nucleotides long. Lineage: Eukaryota; Metazoa; Platyhelminthes; Trematoda; Plagiorchiida; Dicrocoeliidae. The record is from the annotation of a GenBank genome assembly.
GCUAUUCCAGAGAACAAGAGCACAAUCCUUCAAUUUAGCAUAGUUGUUUUACUGACCUCCGAUUAAUGCAACAGUGCUGUGUAUCCUGGCACCGAACGACGCGCACCACAUGAAACACCAAAGAAAUGGACGCGAACGACUUGCAUCUUAACAUUGACUACGUCGGUUCAUGUGGCAUCGUGCUGACUCCAGAGCAAAAGGCCACAUUACAAACUUCUUUAACAAUUCUAAAACAUGAGAGCAAUUUUUCUAACGUUCUAUUCUGGGGAAUUAUUCGAGGAGUUACUGGCGACUACUAUAUAGCUCAUGGGGUAAGUAAAGAUGCCAUGACGGAGAGAAGAACGCUGUACAGCAAAGACUGCCUUGUAUGGGGACUUUUACCGGUCCCAGGGAAGUCAGAUAUCGAGAAGAGCGCCUUUUUCAAGACUCGGUUCACGGGUGACCCCUCUUAUGAAGCUGAGUUCGUUAACAUCACACAGGUUCCUGGUGAUGGUGACCAACUUUUCGAAAGCGAGGAACUGAUCACAAUGAAAGAAGAAGAUCGGCUGGCCGCUGUUGUGGAGAGAAUUGAGCAUGAAGUAGCGAUCGUGCCUCGUGGAGCAUACAUGAGACUCGCUUCGGGACAAAUCGUUCGUAAUAAAAGCUUCGAAGGUUUGACAAUUGCUGAAGCUUCCAAGCCCCUCUCGUACUUUCACUUUCGGCCUCCGGUGUACUUGCCGCACAAACCCCUACGUGAUAGAGCAAAAUUGGACAAAGCCAUAGACUUUCUGGACACUAUAGAAGACGAUAACCCAAAAGGCAAGUGGUUUAAAGGAAAUCGUUUCCAUCCAUUCAAUUAACCAACAAAUCUGGUUAUUCAAGGUAGAAUGAUUUGGACAAAUUUUGAAGUAUUUGGGGAGAAAUAUGCUCUUUAAAACGAAACAUCGAAUUUUGAUCACGAACUUAGCAGGCAUCUUCAGCUGCUAGCCGUUAACAAUCAGUCAAAAGAAGCAGGAUACGUCUUCGGUUCAGUACUUGUUCAAAAGUUGUAACUAGCAUCAACAGCAUACACGUAAACUGAGGGUGAGAAACGCACAUUUGACAAUGAGCCACAUUACAAAACAGAUAAGAGGUUAAAUAUUACAAGCUACAAAAUUUAAAAAGUAACAUUCUACUAAAAGCACAUUUUGCAUUGCGUUGUGAUCGGUGAAGAAGGGGGUGCUUAAGAGGAGGGGAGAGGCAGAGACUCACGACAUAAACGUCAUUGAGGUCGGCUCCUUGCCUCAGCUGGUAUCUCCAACCAAACGUUCGCAUCGUCCUUCGGAUCCCAAUC